Molecule: messenger RNA, 4028 nt
Organism: Myotis lucifugus (little brown bat)
Lineage: Eukaryota; Metazoa; Chordata; Mammalia; Chiroptera; Vespertilionidae
Gene: EIF2AK3
Product: eukaryotic translation initiation factor 2 alpha kinase 3
Exons: 17
Coding region: 164-3064 (966 amino acids)
Biological process (GO): protein phosphorylation
Molecular function (GO): protein kinase activity; ATP binding
Source: RefSeq, a predicted model, not a curated record
GCGGUGGCUGAGAGCGAGAUCAUUAGUGAUUAUCAGCACUUUAGAUGGGCGAAUUGCUGCCUUGGAUCCAGAGAAUCAUGGUAAAAAGCAAUGGGAUUUGGACGUGGGAUCUGGCUCCUUGGUUUCAUCCAGCCUUAGCAAACCAGAGGUUUUCGGGAAUAAGAUGAUCAUUCCUUCCCUGGAUGGAGACCUCUUCCAGUGGGACCGAGACCGUGAGAGCAUGGAAACAGUUCCUUUUACAGUUGAAUCACUUCUUGAAUCUUCUUACAAAUUUGGAGAUGAUGUUGUUUUGGUUGGAGGGAAGUCUCUCACUACCUAUGGGCUCAGUGCAUGUACUGGAAAGGUGAGGUACAUCUGUUCAGCAUUGGGUUGUCGCCGAUGGGAUAAUGAUGAAAUGGAACAAGAAGACAUCCUGCUUCUGCAACGCACCCAGAAAACUGUUAGAGCUGUCGGGCCUCGCAGUGGCAAUGAGAAGUGGAAUUUCAGUGUUGGCCACUUUGAACUUCGGUAUAUUCCAGACAUGGAAACUAGAGCUGGAUUUAUUGAGAGCACUGUAAAACCCAGUCAGAACAAAGAGUCUGAAAUUAUCUCAGAUGUGGAAGAACAGGAAGCUGCCAUAGUGGACACAGUGAUAAAAGUCUCUGUUGCGGAUUGGAAGGUUAUGGCCUUUAGCAAGAAGGGAGGACAUCUAGAAUGGGAAUAUCAGUUUUGUACUCCCAUUGCGUCUGCCUGGUUGGUGAAGGAUGGCAAAGUCAUUCCCAUCAGUCUUUUUGAUGAUACAAGAUAUGCAUCUAAUGAUGGUGUUUUAGAAGAUGAAGAAGACAUUGUAGAAGCUGCCCGAGGAGCCACAGAAAACAGUGUUUAUUUGGGAAUGUACAGAGGCCAGCUGUAUCUGCAGUCAUCUGUCAGAAUUUCAGAAAAGUUUCCUACAAAUCCCAAGGCCUUGGAAUCUGUUAAUAAUAAAAAUGAAAUUAUUCCUUUGCCAACAAUCAAAUGGAAACCCUUAAUACAUUCUCCUUCGAGAACUCCUAUCUUGGUAGGGUCUGAUGAAUUUGACAAAUGUCUUAGUAAUGAUAAGUUUUCUCAUGAAGAGUACAGUAAUGGCGCACUUUCAAUCUUGCAGUAUCCAUAUGAUAAUGGUUAUUAUCUACCAUACUACCAGAGGGACAGGAGCAGACGGAGCAUAGGGAGCACCCAGAUCACAGUCCGAGUUCUGAAGAGCCCAGACUACAGCAAGAAUGUCCGCAGAAAGGACCCUGUUCUCCUCCUACACUGGUGGAAAGAAAUAGCCGGGACUAUUCUGUUCUGUAUCAUAGCAACAACUUUUAUUGUGCGCAGACUUUUCCAUCCUCAUCCUCACAGACAAAGGAAGGAAUCUGAAACUCAGUGUCAAACUGAAACUAAAUAUGAUUCUGUAAGUGGAGAAGCUAAUGACAGCUGGAAUGACAUAAAAAAUUCUGGAUAUAUAUCACGGUACCUAACAGAUUUUGAACCAAUUCAGUGCAUGGGUCGUGGUGGGUUUGGAGUUGUCUUUGAAGCUAGAAACAAAGUAGAUGACUGCAAUUAUGCUAUCAAGAGAAUUCGUCUCCCCAACAGGGAAUUGGCUCGGGAGAAGGUAAUGCGAGAAGUUAAAGCCUUAGCCAAGCUGGAACACCCAGGCAUUGUCAGGUAUUUCAAUGCUUGGUUGGAAGCACCACCAGAGAAAUGGCAAGAAAAAAUGGAUGAAAUUUGGCUGAAAGAUGAAAGCACAGACUGGCCACUCAGCUCUCCCAGUCCAAUGGAUGCACCAUCGGUUAAAAUACGCAGAAUGGAUCCUUUCUCUACAAAGGAACAUAUUGAAAUCAUAGCUCCUUCGCCACAAAGAAGCAGGUCUUUUUCAGUAGGGAUUUCCUGUGGUCAGACAAGUUCAUCUGAGAGCAACUUCUCUCCACUGGAAUUUUCAGGACUAGGCCUUGGAGACACCAGUGCGUCAGUGGGUGCAGUGCACAACCUCCAGGACAGCUGCCUCACAGACUGUGAUGUGGAAGAUGGCACAAUGGAAGGCAGUGAAGAGGGGCACUCCUUUGAACUUUGUCCCUCUGAAGCUUCUCCUUAUGUAAAGUCCAGGGAAAGAACCUCCUCUUCCAUAGUAUUUGAAGAUUCAGGCUGUGAUAAUGCAUCCAGUAAAGAAGAGCCCAAAGCUAACCAACUACACAUUGGCAACCAUUAUGCUAAUAAACUAACUGCUGCCAAGCAUUCCAGUAGCAAAUCUUCGGAACCUAGUUUGUCUAUUUCUCUUCCAAGACCAACCACUUUAAGUCUAGAUCUCACUAAAAACACUGCAGAAAAGCUGCAGCCCAGUUCCCCAAAGGUGUAUCUUUACAUUCAGAUGCAGCUGUGCAGAAAAGAGAAUCUAAAGGACUGGAUGAACAGCCGGUGCAGCAUGGAGGAAAGAGGGUGGGACACGUGCCUGCACAUCUUCCUGCAGAUCGCAGAGGCGGUGGAGUUCCUGCACAGUAAGGGGCUCAUGCACAGGGACCUCAAGCCUUCCAACAUAUUCUUUACAAUGGACGACGUGGUCAAGGUUGGAGACUUUGGAUUAGUGACAGCAAUGGACCAGGACGAGGAAGAGCCGAUGGUUCUGACCCCAAUGCCAGCGUAUGCCCGGCACACGGGACAAGUGGGGACCAAACUGUAUAUGAGCCCAGAACAGAUUCAUGGAAACAACUACUCUCAUAAAGUGGACAUCUUUUCUUUAGGCCUCAUUCUGUUUGAGUUGUUGUACCCCUUCGGCACUCAGAUGGAGAGAGUCAGGGUCUUAACUGAUGUAAGAAAUCUCAGAUUUCCACCACUGUUUACUCAGAAAUAUCCUCGUGAGUAUAUGAUGGUUCAAGAGAUGCUCUCUCCAUCCCCCAUGGAGCGGCCUGAAGCUGCACACAUCAUUGAAAACACUGUAUUUGAGGACUUGGAGUUUCCAGGAAAAACUGUGCUCAGGCAGAGGUCCCGCUCCGUGAGUUCAUCAGGAACAAAACCGUCAAGACACUCCAGCGACUCCCGUAGCCCUUUGCCAAACAGUUCACCUUAGGUUGUGCCUGUGCCCUAACAGAUGACACAGAAUAGUCUCUGCUUAGGAAUGUGACCUUCCAAAAUUGUAGACUUGAGAACUUUGUUCUUUGCUCAGUUUUAUUUUGAACUACUUUUUCUAAGUCAAAUUUAAACUGAAUUUUGGGGCACAACCUAAUUUGAGCCAACUCUUGAUUUUUGCUGUCCUCGAGGAGAGAACCAUCACUAAAUCACGUGUGGUCCUUUUUCUUGGUGGGUCUCUUGAAACUGGCUGGCCACGCUCUGUAGCCCUCACCUGUUGCCUGGCGAGGUCAAGCAAUCCCUAAAAUUAAUAGAGAGAUAUUUUUAUAGCACAGAAUCAUGAAAAUCCCUACGUACGGUAGCUAUAUUGUUCUAGAAAUACGCUUUCUAGAGAUACUGCUGAUUUUUAAACUGAUUUCCAAAAAGCUGACUCCAUUUUUGUCUCAGUGGGUAAAUCGGGAAUCUGCACUAUUUGGGAGGACAAGUAGCACAAACUGCACAAUGGUUUACGUCCAUAUCUAGUUCUGUAGUGGCCUCGGUAGCAUCAUAGCUGUUUCUCAGAUGGUCCAGGGAGGGUGUAAGAGCUUGUGCUUUACCUCCAAAAAAGGGAAUGAAGCUUUUAUGUAAAUUGGUCAAAAGUUCUGGUUUGGGGAUGAAAAAAGGCCGUAGUAAGAAAUGAAUCACAUUUUACAGUUAACUUCUUUACUUAUGGACUUCAAACCGAAUAAAAUCUUAAGUGUCUUAUAUGUAAUUCUAUAGGCAGGUCGUUUUCCAAAACUGAUUAUAGAUAACAGUUUAAUCAUCUAACUUGUUUUUAUUUUCACUGUAAAUAUGUUUAUUUUUUAUUUAUAAAAAUUCUGAACUCAAUCCGUUUGGGUUGGUGGUAUAUAGAACACACUUAAGUGUGUUAACUAUUGUGACUUCUUUCAAGUCUAAAUGAUUUAAUAAAACUUUUAUUAAUUACU